This is a messenger RNA of Candoia aspera, 5492 nucleotides long. RefSeq names its product enhancer of zeste 1 polycomb repressive complex 2 subunit (gene EZH1). Lineage: Eukaryota; Metazoa; Chordata; Lepidosauria; Squamata; Candoiidae. Gene Ontology annotation, cellular component: ESC/E(Z) complex; nucleus. Bases 8 to 2332 code for a protein of 774 amino acids. Gene Ontology annotation, biological process: heterochromatin formation. The record is from RefSeq and is a predicted model, not a curated record. Gene Ontology annotation, molecular function: chromatin binding; protein binding; histone H3K27 methyltransferase activity. The transcript has 20 exons.
GAGUAGGAUGCGGUGUUUGACGCAUGCGUGUUUGGAAAGGGGUUUCUACGCUUUCGUAGGUCACCUGUGUACGAUGUCUAAGGAGAAAGUAGAGAUUCCAGGCCCACCUACAUCAAAAUGCAUUCUGUAUUGGAAAAGGAAGGUCAAGUCAGAAUACAUGCGUCUUAGGCAACUCAAGAGACUUCAGGCAAACAUGGGAGCUAAGGCUUUAUUUGUGUCUAACUACACAAAGAUUCAGGAAAAGAUAAACAUCCUAAACGAUGACUGGAAGAAGCUUAGAGUUCAGCCUAUUCAGUCUAUGAAGCUGGUUGGAGGAAACCCUUUUCUCAAACAGUGCACAGUCGAGAGCACCUUCCCCACUUUGAGCACCCAGACUUUGUUCAUGCGGACUCUAAACACUGUAGCCCUGGUGCCUAUCAUGUAUUCCUGGUCUCCACUCCAGCAGAACUUUAUGGUGGAGGAUGAAACCGUUUUGUGCAACAUCCCAUAUAUGGGAGAUGAGGUAAAAGAAGAGGAUGAAACCUUCAUCGAGGAGCUCAUUAACAACUAUGACGGCAAAGUCCAUGGAGAAGAAGAGAUGCUUCCAGGUUCUGUCCUGAUCAGUGAUGCUGUUUUCCUGGAGUUGGUAGAUGCAUUAAACCAGUACUCUGAGGAGGAAGAUGACGGGCAUGAUACUGUAGAAGGCAAACAAGAUGUUGUGAAGGAUGAACUGCCUGUCACCCGGAAGAGGAAACGGCUUACCUUGGAAAGUAACAAGAAAUGUUCAAAGAAGCACUUUCCAAAUGACAUGAUCUUUACUGCUCUUUCAUCCAUGUUCCCUGAGAAUGGUUUUCCAGAGGAUAUGAAAGAAAGAUACAGGGAGCUGACAGAAGAAUCUGACAUGAAUGUGCUCCCUCCCCAGUGCACACCAAAUAUCGAUGGGCCGUGUGCCAAAUCUGUUCAGCGUGAGCAGGCUCUGCAUUCCUUUCACACGCUUUUUUGCAGGCGCUGUUUCAAGUAUGACUGUUUCCUCCAUCCUUUUCAUGCAACCCCCAACGUUUAUAAGCGGAAAAACAGGGAGACCAAAAUUGAGAUGGAGCCUUGUGGACCAGACUGCUUCUUGUGGUUGGAGGGAGCCAAAGAGUUUGCCAUACUGCACAACCCUCGGUCAAAGUGCUCUGGACGGCGACGGCGCAGGCACCCCACUCUCAAUGCCACCACCUCCACCGGUGCGUCAGCCUCUACAAGUGCUGAAGCAAAAGAGGGCGAUAGUGACAGAGAUACAGGCAAUGACUGGGCAUCCAGUUCCUCAGAGGCAAACUCACGUUGCCAAACUCCAACCAAGCCGAAGCUGAGCCCAUCCUCUUCCCAGCCCUUCAUGUCUGAUGUGCCUCUGGAACCUGUGGAGUGGUCAGGGGCAGAGGAGUCCCUCUUCCGUGUUUUCCAUGGGACUUACUUCAAUAACUUCUGCUCCAUUGCUCGGCUUCUGGGAACCAAGACGUGCAAGCAGGUCUUUCAGUUUGCUGUAAAGGAGUCCUUGAUAACAAAGCUACCAGUUAAUGAGCUCUUGAAUCCCUCCCAGAAAAAGAAAAGGAAGCACAGGCUCUGGGCUGCUCACUGCAGGAAGAUCCAGCUUAAGAAAGACAAUUCAUCCACUCAGGUGUACAACUACCAGCCCUGUGACCAUCCAGACCACCCUUGUGACAGCUCCUGUCCUUGCAUCGUGACACAGAAUUUUUGUGAGAAAUUCUGCCAGUGCAAUCCUGACUGCCAGAACCGGUUCCCUGGCUGCCGGUGCAAGACUCAGUGCAACACCAAGCAGUGCCCCUGCUAUCUGGCCGUGCGGGAAUGUGAUCCAGACCUCUGCCUGACCUGUGGGGCAUCCGAGCACUGGGACUCCAAGGUGGUUUCCUGCAAGAACUGCAGCAUCCAGCGGGGUCUCAAGAAGCACUUGCUGCUGGCCCCAUCAGACGUUGCUGGGUGGGGAACCUUCAUUAAGGAGGCCGUGCAGAAGAACGAAUUUAUCUCUGAAUACUGCGGAGAGCUCAUCUCUCAAGAUGAGGCUGACCGGCGUGGCAAGGUCUAUGACAAGUACAUGUCCAGCUUCCUCUUCAACCUCAAUAAUGAUUUCGUUGUUGAUGCCACUCGUAAAGGCAACAAAAUCCGCUUUGCAAACCACUCCGUCAAUCCAAACUGCUACGCCAAAGUGGUGAUGGUGAAUGGAGAUCACCGCAUUGGUAUCUUUGCCAAGAGAGCAAUCCAGGCAGGCGAAGAGCUCUUUUUUGAUUACAGGUAUAGCCAAGCAGAUGCCCUCAAGUAUGUUGGCAUAGAAAGAGAAACUGACAUCAUCUAACUGAAAUUACUGGUUCUCAGCGCUCCCAGCCAGUAUCACUGCAUCCUAUCCAUGCUGCUUCCUUUGUUGCUAUGUGUUAUGAGAGCUUCAUUCCACCUGGAUUCCUCUUUAUAGAAAGGAAAGGCCCAGCUCUUUCUAUGGACUUGAGACUCUGGUUCCAAGGCCACCCGACUGGCAGCUAGCAGUGCCAUGGAGAAUUCUGCUGAAUUACUGUUGGGAGAAAAAGGAAGAGGCCCUGAAAAAGCAAAGUGGUUUAAGACCACUAUGUAUGCUGGGGCUUGCUAAUCUAUUUGAUUCAUUGGUUUAAAAAAAUGGUUUGAGCUGAAGAAAGUAUUUAUUUGCUCUGGCUGCAGGCAAAAGUAGAACAGAGCGCAUCCCAACACAAACAUCACCUGCAGAGAAAAUCAUAAAUUAUUAUACAGAGGCUUGGGGGGCAAGGCUGGGAACAGAGAUAAAAGAAGAGUAUUAAAAAGAAUGGAAUGAGUAUUUCUGAUUAGUGAAAGGAAUCAAGUGGAGGGAGGGAAAUGUGCAGGGAGAGUAAGGAAGAAGCAUUAGAAGUAAGGCAUAGAAUCCUUUUGCUCCGUUUUCAGUCUUCCAUGAAAGUGUAAAUCUCCUUUCUGGUGUCUGCUGAAUGUCAGCUUGGCACCUUAAUACAUUUGGAGGACAAUAAACUGGGAAAGUCAAUUUCUUUUCUCUCCUACUUAGAUUUGAUUCCCAAUCUUCUUCUCAAUUUCAUGUACAGAAUGUUUUGGAUCCCAGAAGGAACCUGCAUCACUUUUGAUCCCAGUUCUCUUCAGUAAAGCUUCUUUAAGCCACUGAUGUUUUAUGGUGAUGCACUGGCACUGUUUUGAGAAAUUAAUUUUCCUGAUGGGUAACAUUUGCCCCAAGCCUCUGUAAUUCAUUCCCUUCAGUCAGUGACUUGUUAUGAUACUGUCUAAUCCUCUAUCUUCUCUCCUUCCUCUGUGGAACCUUGGGCUUCAUACUGAGCACUUCCAGUAAUGAAUUAAUAUUAUUUCUCAGUUAGUUGAGAGACUCACAUGGUUUAGAUCUUUCCUUAAAACAUCAAACAUUUUUUGAAGCCACAGGAGGUAUCCUUGAUGCACAUAUGGAAGCAGGAGAGUUGGGUGCAUGUGACCCAGGAGAGUAGAGUCUUUUGAAGAGCAAUUAAUUCAUCACCCACUCUCAAAAUCGGUUCCCCUCCCCAUCUAUUUAUGUCCGAAACAAUCAAUUAGCAUGCACUUUAGAAUGAUUCGCUCCAUCAAGUCAGGGAACUAGGCUCCCUGUGGAUUAUAGGGAGUGAAAACUGAUUCCAUUUCUACUCCAUGGUGUGGAUUACUGUAGGAGCCAGAAACUGACUUCCUCAUAAGUUGAUACAUGAGAGAGACAAAUCAGUCAUAAAAACUGGUUUAUUAUACUGAUAAGAGUAUUUGUUGGUGCCAGCAGUAGAUUGGAUCUACUAAAUGGGUAAGUCCUAUAAUUUGACAUGGUAACAGCAGUGUUAGUCUUGGAGAAGAGAAGGAAGACAGAAAUGUAGUUUAUGGAACUAGGCAGGGUGUGAGUAGGAAGAGGUAUACAGAAUCAUCGUUAGCUACACAAAGAGCAUUAUUUGGCCUAAGAAGGAUUUUCAGUUGCUUCUGAUCAUGGUAGCCACAUAACUGUAAAAGUGUUAGCACUUCUACAUACAACAUUCCACCUGUUCAUUGGCAAAAUCCUUUCCUGGGCCAAAAGUGAGCCUGGAACAGAUGAAACAAUACUAAAUGGUAUAGCUGAGCAUAUGUAGAGUGCCUUUACUACUGGCUAAUUACAGCCUGGUCUCUGCCAUUUGGGAAAGAGCUUCUGGGAAUGAGUAUACAAAUGUGGGGGAACAUAGUGUUCCACAGCCUCUCUCAGAAAUUAAUCAAAGAAUUCAGUGGCAGCAGCUAGCCCUCCACUACCCUUUGUACUACUGCUUCGCCUUUUCUAGCUGCUUAAUAAUUGUGAGAAAAACAUCUGCUUCGUGUAAUUUGUAUCCAGUAUGAGUGAAACUUAAUGGUUUGGAGCAUUUCUAAGUAAUGAAAUUAAUUUUGGUGUGAGAAAAGGAUGCCAUAUAAUUGCUGGGUUUAGUUUGCCUUCUUUACUACAAGCCAUUUUCUUGUCUCUUGCAGCUCCUAGUGUGGUGCAUUCCGGAGGUGCAAUUUAAAGUUGGAAUGCCGUAUUAUUGUCUGGGAAAGCUGUCUGCCUGCUUCCUCAAGAAGUGGGCUUAAGCACGUGGUUGGGUUAGAAAUGUUAAGUCUUUUCAAGGGGACAGAGUACUGUAAGAGACAUUGAUUUCUGGGAGAAAGUAGUUUGAGGGAUGGUAUGAAAGAUGGUAGUGGGAUUUUUGUUCAAUUAAGAGUCAUGUUCUUAGUUUAUAUCUUGAAUUGGGAAGGAGAGGGAACAGCCAAGGUGCCUAGUUAGCUACUGGGGUCAUAGCUCAGUAAUGCAGCUGAACUGCCUACGGCACAGUUGUAACCAGCCUUAUUGCUCAGCUGUUGUCUAGCAUCCAUACAGUGUAGGUACAGGAAGGGGUAGAGGGACUCUCGUUCAUGUGGACCUGCAGGCCAAUAGAUAGUUGUGGCAAUCGUGUGAGAAGGAGGACUGUUACCAUAUAAUUUGGCCAGUGGGUUGUAGUGCCAAUCCUGGUUGAUCAAGCAACUUUCUGAAAGGUAUCCAGUGCAGAAGCAGUCACAGUCUUAAAGUGAUGCAGGCUUAAUGUUUUUAUCGGGCUAGGCCUGCAAUAGUGGGCGUUCCGUGGGGUUGCCUGUGUUUGCAUCUUGACUCAGAAGCGCUGGCUGGUCUUUCAGCUGAUGGACGUUUAGACCUCACCUCCGUACUGCAUAACAUAAUCUUUGGUAACAAGCCUGUAUUGCUUGGCACUUUUGAGACACAACAAGGAGUGUCACUGCAGCUGCAGAAGAUGCCAGCUAUCUACAUAGCGGCAAAAGCAUUUAUGCUUCCCCCACCUUAUACUUCACUGAACGGCUCUUCCUCUAGGCAUGGUGGUUCAGAGCCAGCAGCUGCAUGGCACCUCUGUCUUCUCAUUGCUUGUGACUCUUGGCUUUGCUGCUGGCAACUUACGUGCACUUUAUAUUAUGGCUUGUAAAAGUUUGUCUUAAUAAAGGUGUAGUGAUUGCUAAAUGAA